GCCGCCCCGCCCUACCCAGCCCGGGAACCAGGAGCCGCGCACCAGCUCUAGUGGCGGCAGCCGCCGCACCCCCUGGCCCUACUGUCCCUAGGCCGCCCCACGCUGCCCACACCCACUCGGCCGACCCGUGGCAGCCGGGGCCUUGGAGCCGGCGCCGCCUGACGACUGGCUGACGUCAUAGGUGACGCCGCGGCGGGCGGGAGCGGGGACGGCGCAGGAGGGCGUUUCCGGAGCACGCGCCCGGCGAGGGCUGCUGACGUCGGGCUCAGGUGCGCGCGCUUGCCCGCCCGCCCGAGCGCGGCCCAGGUGGCGGCCCGCAGCGUCAGGUGGCGGCCAGUAGCGGGCCGCGGCGAGAGGGUGAGAGUCCGCGGGUUCCGAGGGAGCCGCCCCCGCCUCGGCCCGCGCCCUGCGGGGCCCCGCCGCACCCGAGGGGAUGGAGAGCCGCCUACGAGGCCCCAGCACCGCCCGCGAUCCCACGCUGGCCUGCCCUCGCUAGCUGCUCGAAUUUUGCGUUUUACCCACCACCUAGGCCUUGUCUCCUGAGUCGGUGGCGUUGCGGUUCGAAAGAAAUGGAAGAAAAGGAGCGAUGUGACCAAUUCCGUUCGGUCCUCCUGCAUUGAGGCCUGGUUGGCAUUUGCAGAGAGGAAAAUACAGCAAGAAAAUCGUCGGGGGUGUUUGGAGGGGAGGGUGGGAGGAAGGAAGCAAGGUCUUAGAUUUCCUAUGAUUUUUGAAAAAAUUCUGCACUUUGACAGCGGUGGCGAAAUAACACUAAAUCCAAAAGUGAUCUUCCUAUUGAAAAGAGAAGAGGUGGAUUUUCUUUUCCUUUUGAUUCCAACCUCUUCUCCCCGUGACCAAGCAUAAAUCAUGGACAUCAGAAAAUAAGGUGGACCUCAGGAAUCCUGGAAAGACUGAGAAGCUUACUUACAUUCUUCCUCUGGAGGGAAGAAGGGUGGGGUGUUUUCAGCCCUCUCUGGAGCCUAAAACGAAAACAUGAGUUGCGUGCCAUGGAAAGGAGACAAGGCCAAAUCUGAAUCUGUAGAGCUGCCCCAGGCAGCACCCCCACAAAUCUACCAUGAGAAACAGCGCAGGGAGCUUUGUGCCCUGCAUGCCCUCAAUAACGUCUUCCAGGACAGCAACGCCUUCACCCGCGAAACGCUGCAAGAGAUUUUCCAGAGGCUGUCUCCGAACACCAUGGUGACGCCCCACAAGAAGAGCAUGUUAGGAAACGGGAACUACGAUGUGAACGUCAUUAUGGCAGCACUUCAGACCAAAGGCUACGAAGCUGUCUGGUGGGACAAGCGCAGGGAUGUCAGUGCCAUUGCUCUCACUAACGUCAUGGGCUUCAUCAUGAACCUGCCCUCCAGCCUGUGCUGGGGUCCACUGAAGUUGCCUCUCAAAAGGCAGCACUGGAUCUGUGUUCGAGAGGUGGGAGGUGCCUACUACAACCUCGACUCCAAACUGAAGAUGCCCGAGUGGAUUGGAGGCGAGAGCGAGCUCAGGAAAUUUCUAAAACAUCACUUGCGAGGAAAGAACUGUGAACUCCUGCUGGUGGUACCAGAAGAGGUGGAGGCCCAUCAGAGUUGGAGGGCUGACGUGUAACGCAGUUCUACCCAUCCUUCCCUCACCUCAGCCCCGAAAUCAUCUGUAACGUGCUGUGGCCUAUACAGCGGGUCUGCCCCUGCCACUUCCCCAAACAUCUCACUGGGUCUUGCCCUCAGAUUUGACAGUGCAAUAGGACAGACGUGUGGACUGUUACGAGAAGCAACCAGCGUUACUCGUUCCUGGGAAAGGAAGGUAGGAGCUCUGUGUGCUUAGGGCCAGCUCUGGAAGACCCUUGUUUUAUUUCAGAGAGGAGAAAGGAAGGUGGGUCCCAGCUUAUUUUCCCCAUUCCCACGAGAACUUGACAGAGGCUCUGCUGGAGUUCACUGCUGCUGUGACUCACCUGGAGAUGCUGCCUCCACUUCCCCUUUCCUGGCAACCAGUGGGUCUGAAGACAUAGUACACGCGAAGCCCACACGACUGGCUUGACGGACCCAGAGCAGAAGGGCCUCUCAGGAAACCAUCUCCAAAAUGCCAGCAGUGGUACAGCAUGCCGUCUCCAACCCUUAAUGCCACCCAUUACCCCCGUUUUUAAGGGUGGUCAACGGCCAUCCUUGGAGUCUUAUAAUGAAAAGUUCUCUAGCGUUCCACGCCGGGUGGUUGAGGCCCGCAAUAUUCUAGUGUGACAGGGUGAGCUAGAUACCUAAGAGGACGUGGCGGAAGCCAGACUGGGGCAGGCCCGGGGGGCCUGUCCGCCUCGCUCCAGCGUCGUCCCUGCCGCUUCACUACAUUGAUUUAGGGGGCUCUGGGCACAAGGCAGGCAAAAGGGCAGUUUUCCCAGUUGACACACUCUGGCAGAGUCAGGAAACAAGUCUGCUUUUGAUAGCAAAUUCCACUAGUUUGAGACACAGCUGGGUGAGGCAAGUAUCGUGAAGACAAGCUUCUCAGAGAUUAAGAGCCGUUAGAACUGGUAGAAGUCCCAGGCUGAGUCCCUAUAGUGACAAGAGUCAGAGCCCUCCAGUUGGGUGUUUAUGUGCAUCACGUUAGAGGACCCGGGUUUGUCAUGUCUUUGGUUUCCUUUACAGGUCAACUGAAAGUUGAUCUACCCCCUACCUCUUGAAACAGCUGUAGGCCACUUUUCUCCUGUAACUUUGGAAAACAGAAGAGAAGGAGGGGAAGUGUACCACAUGGCGUGUCACCAAAGUGGUCGUAGUUGCCUCGAGGCGGGGGGCGGGGCGGGCGGGGAUGGCCUGUCUGCCGCUUACACAUCCACGGUCUUGGCAGGUCUGAGAGCUGCCCCGCUGGCCACACGCCUCUCCAGCGGCAAAGCCAGCCUAGGGCUUGCGCGUCAAGACUGAGCAGGCUUGACAGGACGAAGCUGAGGCUUUCUCCCCACUGUGACUGGAGUGCAUGUUUACACCAGCACUUUUUCUGCACAUGUAUCUUCAAUCCAACAAGGCCGUUUUUUAUGCUGAGUAACAGAGGCCACCAAGCGGCUACUGCAUUACACCCUCUCGGCAACUGGCUGCAGUCUCUUCUGCACCAUUUUCCACACCAGACCUGCUUGGCACCACAGGGAGCUCCUUACCCCUGCACAAUGACAUUCCAACCACCACCAGCCAGAAGUUACAGCCAACCUGAUUGUCACGAGCAGGACCUUGGGUCCACGGGCACUGCCAGUGAUAGUAAGCCAUUUCCUGGGAGGGGGAGGAGGGAACUCCUCUCCACCAAUCUGCUUGGGCCUGUGCAAAUGGCACUUCAAAGGAGUGUCCGUGCACUUGGAGUCCAUGAGCCAAUGGGAUAUGCAAAGACGCUGACACAUUUCAGGGCUGGUUUCUCUGUUCAUAUCCAAUUCUGGUGCUUAGGAACAGGGACCCAUGCUGAUGCCCAAGGGCAAAAAGCCCCAUGUCCUUUAAGGAAAGGGGCAGGCCUGACCCUGAUGCCCAAUAAGGGGCAACCCUAGGCUUUUUGUUUUUCUUGCUUUUAUUCCUUUUUUUUGUUGGCCUUGUGCUGGGUUUGUUUACAAAAGAUGUAUUUUGUUUAACCAAAUAUUAAAAAUGGAAAACUCCGUA
Neofelis nebulosa (Clouded leopard) is the source of this 3611-nucleotide messenger RNA. RefSeq names its product Josephin domain containing 1 (gene JOSD1). The transcript is spliced from 5 exons. The record is from RefSeq and is a predicted model, not a curated record. Lineage: Eukaryota; Metazoa; Chordata; Mammalia; Carnivora; Felidae. The coding region runs from base 991 to 1599 and encodes 202 amino acids. Gene Ontology annotation, biological process: protein deubiquitination. Gene Ontology annotation, molecular function: cysteine-type deubiquitinase activity.